CGCCCGCUUCCUGAGGCUGACAUUUCUCCCCAGACCCCGAGGAUGCGGGUCAUGAUGCCUCCAACUCUGCUCCUGCUGCUGUUGGGGGCCCUGGCCGUGACCCAGACCUGGGCGGGCUCCCACUCCCUCAGGUAUUUCUACACCGCGGUGUCCCGGCCCGGCCUCGGGGAGCCCCGCUUCAUCUCCGUGGGCUACGUGGACGACACGCAGUUCGUGCGGUUCGACAGCGACGCCCCGAAUCCGAGGAUGGAGCCGCGGGCCCCGUGGGUGGAGCUGGAGGGGCCGGAGUAUUGGGACCAGGAGACGCGGAACGAGAAGAACAACGCACGGAAUUCCCGAGUGAACCUGAACACGAUGCUCCGCUACUACAACCAGAGCGAGUCCGGGUCGCACAACAUCCAGUGGACAUAUGGCUGUGACUUGGGGCCUGACGGACUCCUUCUCCGCGGGUACACUCAGUGGGCCUACGAUGGCGUGGAUUACAUCGCCCUGAACGAGGACCUGCGCUCCUGGACCGUGGCGGACACCGCGGCGCACAUCACCCGCCGCAAGUGGGAGGUGGACAGUGCAGCGAAGGACUGGAAGAACUACCUGGAGGGCACGUGCGUGGAGUGGCUCCUCAAGUACCUGGAAAACGGGAAGGAGACGCUGCUGCGCGCAGAAUCUCCCAAAACACGCGUGACCCGCCACCCCAUCUCUGACCGUGAGGUGACCCUGAGGUGCUGGGCCCUGGGCUUCUACCCUGCGGAGAUCACCCUGACCUGGCAGCGUGAUGGGGAGGACCACACCCAGGACACAGAGCUUGUGGAGACCAGGCCUGCGGGAGAUGGGAACUUCCAGAAGUGGGCGGCUGUGGUGGUGCCUUCUGGAGAGGAGCAGAGAUACACGUGCCAUGUGCAGCACGAGGGGCUGCCCGAGCCCAUCACCUUGAGAUGGGAGCCAUCCUCUCAGCCCUCCAUCCCCAUCCUGGGCAUCAUUGUUGCUGUGGUUGUCCUUGUGGUCACUGUGGUGGUUGGAGCUGUGAUCUGGAGGAAGAAGUUCUCAGGAGGAAAAGGACCAAGCUACUUUCAUGCUGCACAUAAGUAUGGAGGAGGUGAUCCCUGAAACCUGGAAUAGUGUAGACAGGACCCCAUGGGGAGCUCACCCCCAUCCCCCUGCCCAUAGCUGCUCCUUUAGUCUCAGCUCCUGUGGCUCUGAUCUCAUCUUGUUUGUUCUACCCCAGGCGAUGACAGCACUCAGGGCUCUGAUUCAUCUCUAAUGGCUCCUAAGUUGUGAGACCCGCUGCCUGUGGGGCACUGAGCGAUGCAUGAUCUGUUCACACCCCCACUUAGUGACAUCGAGAUCCCCUGAAUUCCUGCAGAUGGUGUCAGAAUGUGUCUGCAUUCCUAUAAGCAUAUCGUGAGGACUCAGGAGACUGUCCCCCAUGCCCACCAUGACCCCUCCCAUACUGAUUCAUGUUCUGUCUCCAUUCUUGUCUUUACUUCAUGUUGGACUGAGUACUGACGCCUUACUUCCCUACUGAAAAUGAGAAUCCUGAUAGGAAUUUGUGUUUUGUAAUUCUUAGUAUGUGGGCAUGAUGAGGUAAUAAAAGAGAGGAUUUGUAUGGUUGGAAGAGAAAAUAAAUGAAAGCCCUGAGAACCUUCCA
Messenger RNA from Puma concolor (puma), 1645 nucleotides. Lineage: Eukaryota; Metazoa; Chordata; Mammalia; Carnivora; Felidae. The record is from RefSeq and is a predicted model, not a curated record.